Molecule: messenger RNA, 570 nt
Organism: Ylistrum balloti
Lineage: Eukaryota; Metazoa; Mollusca; Bivalvia; Pectinida; Pectinidae
Exons: 4
Coding region: 1-570 (189 amino acids)
Source: RefSeq, a predicted model, not a curated record
AUGACAGAAACCGAGUUUGGAACUUCUCAUAACUAUACGUUCCCAGAUAACCUGUCACUGACCUAUUUUAAUCAUCUCAGUAUGUACAUGCUGACCACGACUUGUGACUUCCACAUCAGUGUCAACAGUGCUGGAAUGUCAGUGGAUUAUAAGACAGCUAUGGGAACAAUAACAGUCAACGGUCAACAGAAGGCACAGGAGGUCAGGUGUAAACAAGGAGAUCAUCUGGAACUCAAAAUAUUACCUCAGAUGCUGAAGGGUACCCAGAGGGAAAUCUUGGAGGUCAGGAAAAAUGAGGUGACCUUGGUAUCAACCCGUCUUAUGGACAAGUCAGUGAAGGUCAAAUGUACACAUCGUCCAUCCAGCAAGAUGUUGGUCUUUACACACAAGCUGAUGGCAAUGGAAAACCCUCCAAAAAAUCAGGCACUCAAAGGUCAAAAAGGUCAACCAAUAAGUCAGCAAGAUGGUGAUGGAAAUAUUUUCAAAUGCUGUGGACCUUUUCCUACAGGUAUACACAUAGACCAAGGGGGCCAAACACAACUACAUGAUUCCUUUCCUCAGAAAUAUUGA